CCUACGCCAGACGCCAGUGUCAGCAGCCAGUGUUCGCUGCGACUCCGAACGGGUGGGAUGUUGUCGCGCGCUUAACUUCAGCUGGCUGAGAUCGCAGAAUCCCAAAAACGUUUUUUCCGAAACGCGCAUCGCAACUCGCAACUAAGUCGUUUCUAGUCAGUAUCAGGUAUCGUGCGUUCGUGUUUGCACGACGACAUCGAAUAAGAAAAUCGCUGAUUGUGAUCAUCGAGAGUACCGUCGCACGUUGCGAGCCGCAUUGUGUCACGGUGUGUACAGAGCAUAUACGCGAAUCGCCGGCGCUCGAAAGGGACAAACGGUUCGAAAGAGGAAGUGAGAGAGAAAAAGAGAGAGAGAGAGAGAGAGAGAGAGAGAGAGAGACCAGGCGGGCGUGAAAGAGUGACAGAGAAGCAUCGACCGAGGUCGCUGUCGCGGAGAAAGGAAAGGCGGAAGGAUUAUAUAUUCGGACAAACAUGGCCACUGCGAUCGACGACCGGCAGGAGCUAUUGGAGCAAUUUCAAGCGAUCGACGCGAACGGAGAUGGCUUCAUUAAUGUCACUGAACUGCGAAGCGCACUGGACGUUUGCGGUUUCAAGAUGCCAGGCUACAAGGUGCGUCAGAUGAUUGAGGAAUACGAUGAUAAGCAGCGACUCGAGCACAGAGGUCGUCUUUCCUUUGAGGAGUUCGAGAAACUUUGCAAGGAGCUCAAGGCCAACGAACUGGGUUCUACGUUCAAACAUGUCGUUUCGAAAAAGGAGAACCUUGAGACUUUAGGUGGAAUUUCCGAGGCAUCCAGUGAAGGCACCACACAUUCCGUCAGGCUCGAGGAACAAUUGGCGUUCAGCGAUUGGAUCAACACCAAUCUCUUACACGAUCCGGACCUGAAGCACCUGCUGCCUAUCGAUCCCGAGGGAAAGGCGCUGUAUGACAAAGUUAAAGAUGGAAUUUUGCUCUGCAAAAUAAUCAAUCAUUCCUGUCCGGACACUAUUGAUGAGCGCACAAUUAACAAGAAGAACCUAACAUUGUACAAGAAGCACGAGAAUUUAACACUAGCGUUGUCUUCGGCUCAAUCCAUUGGUUGCAACAUCAUAAACAUUGACGCCCACGAUCUCACGAAAGGUUCGCCCCAUUUGGUGUUGGGGCUGCUCUGGCAGAUUAUCCGAAUUGGCUUGUUCAACCAGAUUACUCUCGAGAAUUGCCCUGGUCUUGCCACGCUUUUGCAAGAUGGCGAACGAAUCGAAGAUCUGCUAAAAUUAUCUCCGGAGGCCAUUCUUCUUAGAUGGGUGAACCAUCAUUUGGAGAACGCUGGCAUUGCCAGGCGGUGCAACAACUUCCAGUCCGACAUCACGGAUUCCGAGAUAUAUACUUAUCUUAUCAAACAGAUUGCGCCCAACUCGGCUGGCAUCACCUUGGAAGCCUUAAUGGAACCCAACCAUACGUCCAGAGCGGAGAUCAUGCUUCAACAAGCCGCUAAACUAGGCUGUCGUAGCUUUGUAACUCCUAGCGACGUCGUAAACGGUAUUUACAAGCUUAAUUUAGCCUUCGUUGCCAAUAUGUUUAACAACUACCCCGGUUUGGACAAGCCAGAAAGCAACAUUGAGGGUUUGGAGUCUCUCGAGGAGACGCGAGAGGAAAAAACCUAUAGAAAUUGGAUGAACUCGAUGGGCGUAAUGCCUCACGUCAACUGGCUCUAUUCAGAUCUGGCUGAUGGUCUGGUUAUCUUCCAGCUGUACGAUAUUAUUAAGCCGGGCACUGUGAAUUGGAAUAAAGUGCACAAAAAGUUUACGAAGCUCCGAAAGUUCAUGGAAAAGCUGGAGAACUGUAAUUACGCCGUCGAGCUGGGCAAACAAAUGAACUUUUCGCUCGUGGGUAUUGCCGGACAGGACAUCAAUGACGGAAACGCGACCCUGACGUUGGCACUUAUAUGGCAAUUGAUGAGGUCGUAUACAUUGUCGAUCUUGACGUCUCUAGCUGGUACUCAGGGAAGCAACGUUGAAAAAGAAAUCGUCCAAUGGGUAAAUUCUAAACUUCAGACGGCUGGAAAAACUAGCAGCAUCAAGGGAUUCCAAGAUUAUGCGAUAUCAGACGGCAAGGUUGUUCUUGAUCUUAUCGAUGCUAUCAAACCCGGCUCGGUGAACUACGAUCUUAUUAAGGAAGGCGGGACUGAAAAGGAGAACCUGGAUAACGCUAAAUACGCGAUAUCAUUAGCGCGGAAAUGCGGCGCGCGUGUCUAUGCACUGCCGGAAGAUAUCACCGAAGUGAAGCCGAGAAUGGUAAUGACGGUAUUCGCCUGCUUGAUGGCCAUGGACUACAUCCCGAACAUGGAUUCUGUGAAAAAUCAGCCGAAUAACGUGAACGAUGGCCAAUAAUGUUGACGCCUAUUUGUUCUACUAUAUACUUUUUGUACACAGAAACUUUUGAACCGGCCGUAUCGCUUUGCACCUCUUCCACGAGCGUAAGACUUGUAUAUAUGUAGUUUAAGUUAGCUUGAGAAAAGUAGUACCAAGGAGUAUUACUACUAGAAAAAGUUGACAAGACGAGAAGAACUCGAGAACUUGAGAAUCCCGACGAGAUAAAAGAUUCCCGUUUGAGCGAAUAGUCGCGCGAAAUAUGGCAAAAAUCAUGUGUUUGACGAAAGAAAUUAUUUUACCGUCAAAUUUAAAUAUUUCUUAACUCUAUAAAAUAUAAGUAUAUAAAAUAUCAAUAUAAUAGUGCAUUUGUGAUACUUUAAAUAUAUAUACAAUGUAGUAAGAUUUUCACCUGCAAAAUAAACGAUCGAAAUUUGAAAUAAUUUUGAAAUUAAAAAAAUGGAUUUUUUAUAUUAAAGUAUAAGGUGACCAGACAAUUUCUCAACUAAACUAUUUAAGAUUCAUGAUAUGCCGUAUAUUGAUAUUUUCGUAUCAGACAGUAUAUUAUAUAAAGAGUGUGCAAAUUGUUUUGAAUUAGUGUUAUUUAGCUGUAAAUUUUCUCGUACAUGGUGAUUGAUUGUCGUGUUAUUAUGCAAUGUGGGAUUCUUCAUUCCCAUCGUUUUUGCAAUCAUAUCACUUGUUUCCACUUUAUAUACUACUUGUCACAUUGUAAAAAUCAAUUUUAUACCGAGAAGUGGGCAAAUAAAGAACACGGUAAAAAUCAUCGAGAAAUAUUUACAAUGCAUACCGAAAUAUUUAGAAAGGUGAAUAUACACAGGAUAUUCAAUUCGACAUUAAUUUUAACGAUAAAAGAUUUUGAGAAAAGUUCUCUAAAUCCAAGUUUAAUUAGCGAGAUACACUGAAUGCAGAACUUUAAAAGUAUAAUAUAUUCCGAUAAAUGAUAACUUUUCUAGAAAUUUUCUCUUAGGAAAAUUGAUUUUUGAUUUGAUUCGAGAAAUUAAGGAACAUUUUGUAUAUAUAUUUCAAGUAAAUAAAUCGUCUGGCGCAAAGUGAAUGAAGUUUGACAUGAAAUUUAAAAACUCAUAUUAUAUACAGUAUAGAUAUAAAUAUACUUAACACAAUGUAUACGUACGUAUAUUUGAUAGUAUAGAUGUAAGAGACUUGUGAUCUGUUUGAAUUAUUAUUUUACGCGCUCUCAGUGAUUCGCAAUGUUUAUCAGAGGAUUAUGAUACUCUAAAAACUUGUUAGUUCAGUUUCUUGCGCAUCAAUAUCACAUAAGCGGAUUUUAUAUCGAGCAAGUAAUUUACAAUGAUUAUACAAAUUACACAUCAAAUAAUAUUUUUUUAUAUACAUAUAUUAUAUGAGAAUAUUGAUAAAUUUUUAUAUAUUUUGUCUGGCUCUAAACAAAAAUCCGUUGCUGAACUAUAAAGUGAAGGCUUCUGAUAAUUCAUCGUUGAAAUCUGUCGCCACUCUAGCGCGGUAACAGUUUCUAUGACAUUCAUAUAUUGGAGACGACAUAUUAUUCAAAAAUAUCAGUCGAUUAUGUGCGUCAUUAGUCGCCAGAUUAUGUGCGUUGUAAGUGGACAGGUAAUGAAUAAUAAUAAUGUAAUCAUAUUGACACAAAAAUUAUUAUAAUCGUGCCAUUAUUACUACUGAGGUGUAAUUUGAUAUUUACAUAAUAUUUAUAAUCAAUUCGAAAAUCGGAACGUACUUAUGCAACUAAUAGUUAAUAUUAAAAUAUUCGCGAUUGCUCUUUGCAAAUAAAAAGUAAAGUGUAAAUUAUGUCUUCUUUUUUCUCUCUCUCAAUUUUGCAAGUUUAUAUAACGCGUUUUGUGUGUGUAGCAUAUGCAGAUUGCAAAAAAUUAAUCGUUUUCAACAAAUAAAUGAUUCUUAUGUAUGAAACAAAGUCGCAAAAUAUAUCAAAAUGAUUAGAAUUCUUUUGAGAAAAUUUUAAUACGAGAGGGAGGGGCGAGGGGGAGAUAAUUUCAUCAUAUAUAUUACAUAUAAUUAGAAUUUUUAAUUAGGACUUUUUUAAUAGAAGAAGGGGAGAGGAAGAUAAGAAGAAUUAAAAGAAAUUUAUGAAAAAUUUAAUAUACUUUGCAUAAUUAUCAUUGAGACUUGAAUUACGAUAGAUCAUUGGUUAAUUAUUAUUAUAUUCAGAUGUUAAUUCAUUGUAUUAGACGAUAUAAGAAAUUAUAUACGAUGAAUAUAACUAAUUGUAAGUGCAAUGCGUUUUAUCGGUAUAUUUGUAUAGAUCAUUUUAUUGCAUUAAAUUUCUUCUCUUAAGACAUCAUUGCAUUAUUAUUCCAAGAGCAAACAGUAGAUGCGUAUGAACGCGUGAUUGUAAUGUAUUUAUGUAACACGUAUUAGUAAAAAAAAUUGCUUGGGAUAAAAGAAUAGAAAAAUCGAUUUGUAAUGCAAACUUGGAAUAUUUAUGUUAUGUAUUUAAUUAUGUUCUUGUAUCAAUCGCGCGAUUUGGAAAUUCUCAAGGGCUAUUGGCAAUUUGACUAAUUAAAGCUAAGUAUUGCAAUCAUUGAAUAACAAUCUGAAUUUACAAUGAUCACUGUAUGUGUGCGUGCAUUUCAUAUAUACACAUAUAUACGCGCUAAUACGCACAUAUACACGCAUACUAUGUAUAUUGUGUGUGUGUAUGUACGUGUCAUGCGUCCAUCGUGUAGUUAUAACUUAACGUGUACGUAAUUUAAAUAAAAGAACUUUAUUAUAUAUAA
Messenger RNA from Formica exsecta, 5095 nucleotides. It is a transcript of the gene Fim, whose product is annotated as plastin-2. NCBI's taxonomy places the organism in Eukaryota, Metazoa, Arthropoda, Insecta, Hymenoptera, Formicidae. Gene Ontology annotation, molecular function: actin filament binding; calcium ion binding. The record is from RefSeq and is a predicted model, not a curated record. Bases 471 to 2366 code for a protein of 631 amino acids. The transcript has 4 exons. Gene Ontology annotation, cellular component: actin filament bundle; cytoplasm; actin filament. Gene Ontology annotation, biological process: actin filament network formation; actin filament bundle assembly.